Molecule: messenger RNA, 1464 nt
Organism: Penicillium cinerascens
Lineage: Eukaryota; Fungi; Ascomycota; Eurotiomycetes; Eurotiales; Aspergillaceae
Exons: 4
Coding region: 1-1464 (487 amino acids)
Biological process (GO): protein deneddylation
Cellular component (GO): COP9 signalosome
Source: RefSeq, a predicted model, not a curated record
AUGUCCGAUGACGAUGAUUUCAUGCAAGACUCGGAUGAGGAGUACGAUUUUGACUAUGAAGGAUCGGACGAUGACGAGUCUGGCGAUAUCGGGAUCGAGAACAAAUACUAUAAUGCGAAGCAGAUGAAGGUGGAUAACCCCGAGGAGGCGGUGGACGAGUUCUUGGGGUUACCACUGAUGGAACAAGACAAGAGCGAAUGGGGAUUUAAAGGAUUAAAACAGGCCAUCAAGCUGGAAUUCAAGCUCGGGCGAUACAGCAAUGCCGUCGAACACUAUCGCGAGCUCCUCACAUAUGUCAAAUCCGCCGUCACGCGCAACUACUCCGAGAAAUCCAUCAAUAACAUGCUCGACUACAUCGAAAAAGGCUCCGACGAUGCCCAGGCCUAUCAAUGCAUGGAGGAGUUCUAUUCACUCACCCUCGACUCGUUCCAGAAUACCAACAACGAGCGGCUCUGGCUGAAGACAAAUAUUAAACUGGCUCGACUCUGGCUGGACCGAAAAGAAUACAGCCAGCUCAGCAAGAAGGUGCGGGAGCUUCACCGGGCGUGUCAACGCGAGGACGGGUCAGACGACACCAGCAAGGGGACAUAUUUGCUCGAACUCUAUGCCCUUGAAAUUCAGAUGUACGCCGAGACGAAGAACAACAAACGCUUGAAGGCACUUUAUCAGCGUGCGCUGCGCGUGCGGUCAGCAGUGCCCCACCCCAAGAUCAUGGGUAUCAUCCGUGAAUGCGGAGGCAAGAUGCAUAUGAGUGAAGAGAAUUGGGAGGAGGCCCAGAGUGACUUUUUCGAAUCGUUCCGAAACUACGACGAGGCGGGCUCGAUGCAACGGAUCCAGGUGCUCAAGUAUCUGGUGCUGACCACCAUGCUGAUGAAGUCGGACAUCAACCCAUUCGACAGUCAGGAAACCAAGCCGUACAAGAAUGACCCUCGCAUAUCCGCCAUGACCGACCUGGUGGAUGCCUUCCAGCGAGAUGAUAUCCAUGCAUACGAGGCAGUGCUUAGCAAGCACCCCGAUGUCCUGGCGGAUCCUUUCAUUGCCGAGAACAUAGACGAGGUCAGCCGCAAUAUGCGCACCAAGGCCGUACUCAAGUUGAUUGCACCCUACACUCGAUUCUCUUUGCUGUUCAUCUCCAGGCAGAUCAAGAUCUCUGUCCACGAGGUGCUGGAUAUUUUGAGCUUCCUGAUCCUGGACAAGAAACUCAAUGCCAAGAUCGACCAGGAAAGUGGUACAGUCGUGGUUGCAAGUUCCAGCGACGUGGAACGGCUGCACGCGUUGGAGGAGUGGAGCUCCUCCUUGCGUAGCCUGUGGCAGACCGCCCUCAACGGCGAGGGGUUUCGGCCAGAUGAAUCCGGCUCCCACUCCAUGUUCGCGGGAUACGACGACGGGCCCAUGGGCAUCCGGGCGAGCCGACGAAAGGAGCUACGCGGCAAACCAUUCGGUGGCAAGCUCGGGGCGGUUUAG